Molecule: messenger RNA, 528 nt
Organism: Paracoccidioides brasiliensis Pb18
Exons: 2
Coding region: 1-528 (175 amino acids)
Source: RefSeq, a predicted model, not a curated record
AUGGGAAAGCGGAGGAGGAAUUGGAGGGAAAGAGAAAGCUCUGUACGACUUAAACGAGAGUGGAGAAAAGAAGAUGAGGAGGAGAUCAUCAAACGAGUGACUGUGAAGCGGGAGAUUGGGAAAGACAGCGAAGGAAAAGAGAAGAAAGAGAGAAAGAGUAUCGAGAAGAGUUUAGAAACAGAAAACAAGAAGCGGAGGAAAAAUAAUAGACACAGACAGCAGCCGCCCGAACAAGGGGAUUGGGUGUGGGGAGUAAAACUUAAAAUGUCAGGGAGGCUACGGGAUACAAAGUUGGUAAAGCCUAAAAAGGUGCCUAAAACGAAGCCUGAAAGACUUUGGCUACCUUCUUCCCAACCGUUCCAAACUCCAAAUAAAAGUCUCGAAAAUUUAAAAUUCCAGGCUGUGCCCGAGGUUUGUAAAGCGGAGCAAAUAAAGAUGAAUGAUACAUCGGCGUCUAGGAUGAGGCGGAGGGGCAAGGGACACUCGGCGAAAGGAUGCAGGAGAGGGAUUUCGAAGCGACCUCCAUAG